Molecule: messenger RNA, 1725 nt
Organism: Triticum dicoccoides
Lineage: Eukaryota; Viridiplantae; Streptophyta; Magnoliopsida; Poales; Poaceae
Product: UDP-glycosyltransferase 72B1-like
Exons: 1
Coding region: 55-1530 (491 amino acids)
Molecular function (GO): UDP-glycosyltransferase activity
Source: RefSeq, a predicted model, not a curated record
UCAACACACGACUCCAACCAAACCGGCACCGACGACACACGCAGAGCAACAGAGAUGGAGGAGGCCAACGGCGGCGUGCUCUGCCGCGGCGGCACGGCCGAGGCGGGGGCGGGGGCGGAGGCUGGCCGCGCGCCGCACGUGGCGAUGCUGGUGACGCCGGGGAUGGGCCACCUGAUCCCGCUGGCGGAGCUGGCCAAGCGCCUCGCGGCGCGGCACGGCGCCACGGCCACGCUCAUCACCUUCGCCUCCACCGCCUCCGCCACGCAGCGGGCCUUCCUCGCCUCCCUCCCGCCGGCCAUCGCCUCCCUGUCUCUCCCUCCCGUCGACCUCUCCGACCUGCCGCCCGACGCCGCCAUCGAGACGCUCAUGUCCGAGGAGUGCGCCCGCGUGGUGCCCGCGCUCACGGGGGUCCUCUCAGGGCUGAAGGAGACGACAAGGCUGGUCGCGUUCGUCGCCGACCUCUUCGGGGCCGACUCCUUCGACGCCGCGGCGGCCGCCGGCGUGGUGAGGAGGUACCUGUUUUUCCCGACGAAUCUUCACGUCCUCACGCUCAUCCUCCACCUUCCGGAGCUCGACGUCUCCAUGCCCGGCGAGUUCCGGGACCUCGCCGAGCCCGUCAGGCUGCCCGGCUGCGUGCCCAUACCGGGGCCGGACAUCCUCUCGCCGCUCCAGGACAAGUCCAACCCCUGCUACCGCUGGAUGGUGCACCACGCCAGGCGCUACCGCGACGCCGAGGCCAUCCUCGUCAACUCCUUCGACGCCGUCGAGCCUGACGUCGCCCGGGUCCUCCGUGCCCCACAGCCCGGCCGCCCUCCGGUGUACAACAUCGGCCCGCUCAUAAAGACCGACGCCGUCGAGACUGACAACGAGCCGCGUGCACCGUGCCUUGAGUGGCUGGACCGGCAGCCGCCCAGGUCGGUCAUCUUCGUCUCCUUCGGCUCCGGCGGCUCGCUUCCGGCGGAGCAGAUGCGGGAGCUCGCGCUGGGGCUGGAGCAGAGCGGACAACGCUUCCUGUGGGUGGUGCGGAGCCCGAGCGACGAGGGCGCGGUGAACGCCAACUACUACGACGCGGAGAGCAAGAAGGACCCCCUACCCUACCUCCCAGAGGGGUUCGUCGAGAGGACCAAGGAGGUGGGCCUCCUCGUGCCGUCAUGGGCCCCGCAGAUAAAGGUGCUGGCCCACGAGGCCACGGGAGGCUUCCUGGUGCACUGCGGGUGGAACUCGGUGCUGGAGAGCCUGGUGCACGGCGUGCCGAUGGUCGCCUGGCCCCUCUUCGCGGAGCAGGGGCAGAACGCCGUGAUGCUGAGCGAGGGGGUCGGCGCCGCGAUACGGGUGCCGGACACGAAGAGGAGGGAGGAGAUCGCCGCGGCGGUGAGGGAGGUGAUGGCGGGGCAGGGCAAGGGCGCCGAGGUGCGGGCCAAGGUGGCGGAGCUGCAGAAGGCGGCGGCGGAGGGCCUCCGCAAGGGGGGCGCCGCCACGACGGCGCUGGAUGAGGUGGUGCAUAAAUGGAUCGGCGGCGGGGACAAGUAGGUGUCGGCAGUCGGCCCACCCAGCUUCAAUAUGGUUGUGCGGCUUGAUGGUUUCUUUCCAUGUUUCAAUCACCAUCAUUGCAUUUGUCCUAUAAUUAUUAUUAUUUUUUGCGGGGUAUUUGUCCUAUAAUUAUUGGUAGGCAAAACGGGUCCCACGCAUGUUUCACUAUUAUAGAGACGUCGUGAGUGCUUUUUC